This is a messenger RNA of Folsomia candida, 2492 nucleotides long. It is a transcript of the gene Exo70, whose product is annotated as exocyst complex component 7. Gene Ontology annotation, cellular component: exocyst. NCBI's taxonomy places the organism in Eukaryota, Metazoa, Arthropoda, Collembola, Entomobryomorpha, Isotomidae. The transcript is spliced from 16 exons. Gene Ontology annotation, molecular function: phosphatidylinositol-4,5-bisphosphate binding. The record is from RefSeq and is a predicted model, not a curated record. The coding region runs from base 121 to 2175 and encodes 684 amino acids. Gene Ontology annotation, biological process: exocytosis.
GUGCAAUUUACCUGGCAAAGACAUGUUCCUGUGAACUCGAAAGUGCGACUGACAAUACACAAUAGAUACAAUUUCUUGUCUUAUCACUUAAAAAAUUAGUGAUUAACUCAAACGGUUAAAAUGUCCGAAAAACUGGAACAGAUUGAAUCGGGGUUUGAGUUUUUACGGGACGCUGCCAAACGAAAUGAACAUCUAACAAAGAACUUGACUGGGAUUUUAGAAGAAUUUCAAGAUCGGGUAGGACGACUUCAAGAAACCAUUUUGCCAGUUUAUCAACAAACCGAAGCUUUGAGGUUGAAGCAACAAAAUUUGGAGAAGACGUUGAAACUCGUAGAUGAGGUGGUCAACUUUUAUAGUGUCAGUAAAGAAGUUGAUGUCAUCAUUCAAAAUGGUCCUUCCGGUGGGAACUUGGACACGUUUCUCCAAGCGAUGGAAACUAUUGAAAAUGCUGUGAAAUACUUUGAGAAAAAUAAUUCACAAUCUGUAGAGCUGGAAAAUUUGUUAUCAUUAUUCAAUACUGGAUCAGACGCCUUGAGCAAAGAGUUUAGAGAUAUGCUGACGAGACAUUCGAAGGUUUUAAAUGCUGUAGCAAUCCUGGAAAUGAUUGAAGAAGAUUACUCUAGCCAACAAAAUUCCAGUACCUCCAUGCCUGAGCAUGUUCAAGGAGAUUUGAAGAAAAUCGCAGAAUGGUUAAUGUACCAUAAUGUCGAUACUUACAUGAAUAUAUACGCAUCGUUAAGGUCAAACGCAUUACAAAAAUCCUUGCAAGGGUUGAAGGAUUAUCAAAAGUCAAGCAGCCUAACAAUGGCAACAACCGGAUCGGCUGUGGCCAGUCCUUCUUCUCCUGUGAUGCGACGGUCAGGAAAAUUCGACACACCCAGCAGUGCCGGAAAAGGACGACGGAUUCAAAGUGCAUUUAAAAUGUUGAAGAAAGCCACAACAGAUCACUCACGAGGUUAUGGAUAUGGACUCGGCUCCAAGAAAUUUGAGAACAAAGAGGACACCGUGUCCGACAGAGAAUCUGAAAACUUCUUGAUAUUAACAACAGCGAUGUUGAAACUUAUGCAGAUUGAAUCUCAACUUAUGCUUGGCAUUAUUCCCAUGCAACAUAGGAAUAAAAUUUUUGAAAUUAUUUCUCGUGAUAGUUUCGACUUGCUGUUUGCCGAUGGCGAGAACAUUGCAAGUAGGAUCAAGAAAAGUAUAAGCCGGCAAGAAUUCUCAGCAAUCCUGACCUUAUUCCCGAUCAUUAAAUGCCUGCAGACCUUACAACCUAGUUUCGACGAGAUUUUUGUUGGCUCUCUCCAAACAGCAAAGGCAAACAAGUUGACAAUAUUGCUCAAAACAUUUCAGACAAACGGAAUGAGGGCGCUUGAAGAGUUCAUCGAAAAUGUUCGUAAUGAGCAGGCAUCCCAACUACCAAAGGACGGCACGGUUCAUGAGUUGACGAGCAAUGUUUUGAUGUUUUUGGAACAUUUAACUGAUUACAUGGACACCGUGGCUAACGUUCUGGCACAAGAUCCCACAUAUAGCUUGACGCCCUCUCCAAGCAAUAAAGUUUUGGACGAGAAAACGAAGCGUGGUUUACUAGGUGCUUACAUGAAACGUGUCCUUCAACAAUUAAAUCUUACCCUCGUAACGUGCAGCGACCUGUACUACGAUCAUUCCAUAAAGGCAGUUUUCCGACUAAAUAAUGCCUGCUACAUUUUGAAAUGCCUUCAAGGAUCAAUUCUCCUCGACCUCCUUAAAACAAAGGAGCCUGACUGCCAACAGAAUUACAUUGAAAUGAUGGAGGACCAGCGGAAGGCCUAUCUAAUUGCAACGUGGAAGAAAGUUGACUAUUCCAGCAAACUAUUCGGCGCAGAUGAUAUCCCAGUCGCAGUUCUACAAGCAGGCAAGCUGAGGGAUAAGGAUAGGCAGAUUAUAAAAGAUAAGUUUUCUGCAUUCAACCGAGAAAUGGACGAGAUAUCAAGACUCCAGCAAGGAUAUUCAGUACCAGAUCCUGAACUACGAACUCAGCUACAAAAGGCUUCUCGAGACUACAUCAUACCAAAGUACAAGGAGUUCUUUGACAAAUAUUCCAACGUGCCUUUCACCAAAAAUACGGAAAAGUAUGUGAGAUUUACUCCAAUGUCAGUGGCUGACAACAUUGACACUUUUUUCCUCCAAAAUUGUUAAACUCUUAUUAUUAGUUAAUAGAUCUGUCCACUUUAUUAUCAAAAUGAUGAGUCAACAAACUGCUUAUUUUUCUUGCAGUCUGCAUUAUGUACCUAGUUAAGCGCAACAUAAUCAGUUUACCAAAGUUCAUAGUAUAAUGUUAUCAGGUUAGUCACUGCUAGUAGUAGUAUAUACCUCGUUUAAUUUCUCUAGUUUUUUCAGCAUUGUUUUAAAAAAUCUUGUAAAUUACAUGGUAGAGGUUCCACAAAACAAGAGAUUAGAUGCAGCAUUGUGCAUUGUUUGAGGCAAUAAAGCUGAUCGCAUUUUUACUUUUUGUA